Molecule: messenger RNA, 2607 nt
Organism: Stegastes partitus (bicolor damselfish)
Lineage: Eukaryota; Metazoa; Chordata; Actinopteri; Pomacentridae
Gene: gtpbp3
Product: GTP binding protein 3, mitochondrial
Exons: 11
Coding region: 220-1770 (516 amino acids)
Biological process (GO): tRNA methylation; tRNA wobble uridine modification
Cellular component (GO): cytoplasm; mitochondrion
Molecular function (GO): GTP binding; GTPase activity; protein binding
Source: RefSeq, a predicted model, not a curated record
GCUGCGACCGGCGUGAGUUUGUUAAUGAAGGUGUAGCUGAACAGCAGAUGAGUAAUAAAUGAUGGACUGAAAUCAUUUAGCAGCUGAUAAUACAGUCACAGGAUUGUAUGAGAUUAUCUGUCAGGAGGAAAGAUGAACGUAACGAUCCAGUGAAGGACGGACAGAGCGGUGUCAUGUCAGUGUCACCCACAGGACAGGUGAAACUUCUGGUGUGUCAUCAUGAUGCUGCUGCUACCGUCCAUCUAUCGUGGGAUGUGGAGAGCUGCUGUCCACUCACUUAGGACGAGCAGAGGAACUCAACCUUUAAGGUCCCUGUCCACCUGCGAUGGAGCCCCAGCUGGCCUGGCUGACGCUGACACCAUUUUCGCUUUAUCAUCGGGUCAUGGCAGGUGUGGCGUGGCCGUGGUGCGCAUCAGUGGUCCUGCUUCAGCUACAGCUCUGAAGCGUAUGGCCGGUCACACACAGAGCCUGCCUCGUCCACGCACUGCUCUGCUCCGCAGCAUCACAGACCCCCGCUCUAAAGAAGUACUGGACCAUGGACUUGUCCUGUGGUUCCCAGGUCCUCGUAGUUUCACCGGAGAAGACAGCGUGGAGUUCCACAUCCACGGCGGUCCUGCUGUCAUUACUGCCGUCUUACAGGCUCUAGGAAGCGUGCCUGGCAUGAGGCCUGCUGAAGCCGGGGAGUUCACGCGGAGGGCCUUCAGCGCAGGCAAACUGGGUUUAACAGAGGUGGAAGGCCUCGGGGACCUUAUCCACGCAGAGACAGAGGCCCAGAGGAGACAGGCUCUGAGACAGAUGUCAGGAGAACUGGGACGCCUCUAUCAGGACUGGAGCCACAGACUGAAGCGGAGUCUGGCCCACGUCGAGGCCUUCAUAGAUUUCAGCGAGGAUGAGCUCAUCGAGGACGGGGUCUUAAACCAAGUGGACAGGUCGGUGUCUGAUCUGCAGGCGGAGAUGGAGCGACACCUCAACGACGAGAGGAGGGGCGAGCGGCUUCGCAGCGGCGUCCAGGUGGUCAUCGCAGGAGCCACCAACGCAGGGAAAAGUAGCCUCCUGAACACACUGUGCCAGAGACCUGCAGCCAUUGUUUCUCCCAUCGCCGGGACCACCAGAGACGUAGUGGAGACGGCCCUGGACAUCGGCGGCUUCCCCGUCCUCCUGAGUGACACGGCGGGCCUCAGAGACAGCCCAGACCUGGUGGAGAGAGAGGGCGUCCGCCGGGCGCGCGAAAGGGUGGAGCUGGCUGAUCUGACGCUGGUGGUUGUGGACUGUGCUGGUCUUCCUUCUGAGCUACAGCAAGCUGCAGGCUUCCUUCAGGAACACCUGAGGAGUGUGCUGCCCUCCCAGGAGCAGCCUGGCACAGACAGGUGUCUCCUGGUGCUGAAUAAAACUGAUCUGCUGCCUGAGAAGCAGAGGCAGAAGCUGGACAGGGAGCUGAGGGGGGUCUCUGGACUCCCUCCUGUCUGUCUGAUAUCCUGCCAGACUAAUGAAGGACUGAAGGACUUCCUCACAGUGCUGCACAGCAAAGUUAAGACUCUGUGUGGCGACCCUCUGUCUGGUGCCCCCACCCUGACCCAGGCUCGCCACAGGGCCCACCUGCAGCGGUGCGCGGCGGCCCUGGCUCAGUAUCAGCAGUACCGCGACACUGACCUCGCUCUGGCAGCGGAGGGCGUCCGGUUAGCUCUCACCAGCCUGGGCAGGAUCACUGGACGGGUCGGGGCAGAGGAGAUCCUGGAUAUCAUCUUCAAAGACUUCUGCAUCGGAAAAUAGUUAAGUAAGAGUGAAAACAUGAAAGAUAUAUGAUCACGGACCGCUCAGAGAGGAAGGCGUUACUGCAGGUUUGCAGUAUCAGUUCAGAAAACGGGCCAAAAACGGCACAGCCUUGGCACCGCGCCAGGCUUUGAGGCACAGACAACAGCAGAAAGAACCAAAUUCACGCUGUUGGCGGCAGAACAAUCCCAAGAUAAAGAAAUGUCUGUUUUCUGUUGUUGGUUAUUAUCAGACUGAAAUAGUUUCGGCGUGAUGGCAGGUGCCUCAGAGGCCCAAUGUACUGAGCUGUUUGGCAAGUCUUGAGUCGUGAGUUAAAAAUACAUUUGAAAGCCUUUGAUAGGUGAAUAUUGGCCUCUUGGGUCACGACACAACGGCCAAGAUCUUCUAAAAUAAAACCAGCUGCAGACCUCUGCAAGGUCAUGCACGGACGGUCUGGAGGUUUACUGGAACUGCAGGAAGAUGAAUGUUUGGUGUUGUUUUUAUUGUUGUUGUUUUGUGUGGUGUUGAGGGACAGAGGGAGCUGUUUGUCCCAACACAGGAUACACACCAGAACUUACUGGAACAAACAAAAAUGUUUGCUUUGAUUGUGUGAACUGUCUUUUUUUUAUUAUUAUCACAUACAGUAAUUCAUGUUACACGAGCUGCUGAUGGUCUUGUGGCCUUCUCACGUUACAUCCAGUCACCUGAUCCAUCGCUAGUAUAGAUUCAGGAGCUCAGCAUUAAAUCAUAAGUUACAGAGGAUUUCUUUUUUUUUUUACUAUAGAUGCCAUUACAGGCUUCAAGUCUUCUCACUGUAACCAAAGUUUCUGCAGCGUUUUAGUAAAGACAUGCCAAAGA